AUGGAGACAACCAGAAUCUUUGUGAAGGGCCUUCCGCCUACCAUCACGGAGGCGGAGUUUCGGAAACACUUUUCGGCCAAGAACCGCGAGAUUACCGAUGUGAAGCUCAUCCCUCAGCGGCGCAUUGGCUAUGUUGGAUACAAGACACCCCAGGAUGCUUCAGGGGCCGUCAAGUACUUCAACAAGUCAUACAUUCGCAUGUCUAAGAUCUCGGUCGAACCAGCAAGGCCGGUAGGUACAGCUUGUGAUUCCAGCAAUAAUCUCUACACAAACAUGGGCAUCUCAGACCCGGCCCUUACCAAGAGCCAGCGAUCAGCCCAUUCCGAUCAACCUGUGGCGAGCACCCAACGCCCACGCCAGGACGAUGAGGGUAGCUCGAAGAAGCGCAAGCGAGAGGAGCUGGACGAGUCUGACCCUAAGCUGCGAGAGUUUCUCCGCGUGAUGAAGACGGGCAAGGAGGGUGUCCUUGCCGAUGAGACAAAUCCUGAUGCCGACAUGACAGGACUUGCCACGGGUGGAGAUGCCCUUGUGCCAGAGGGCGAGAGUGACGACGAGUAUGAGCAGAUACCCAAAAAGAAAGAGAAGCUACGGAAGUUGGAGUCAUCCGAGUCGAGUCGAAAGAUUGUGGCCGACGAUGUGAAACCUCAAGAGGCCGAGAAGCUUCCUCAACUGGAUGCUGGGGCGACAGAUGAUGACUGGCUCAGAUCACGCACGAACAGACUCCUUGAUCUUGUCGAUCCUGACGACCUUCCACCACCCACACAGCCAGCAGUCGAGACUGAGACUGCUGUGCAAGAUGAAAAGGAGGACGAUGACGCCCCGCCUUCUCCUCGUGAUGCCACCGAGGAAGAUGUGCCUCCAGUGGUCGAUGACAACAAGGGAGCAGACGGUUCUGGCGCAGAUGAUGCGGUCGCCACCAUCUCCCGGACAUCUCGGCUCUUCGUUCGAAACCUCCCUUAUACCACGACAGAGGAAGAUCUCUAUGAAGCGUUUGGCAAAUUCGGCACUAUACAGGAGGUACAUCUGCCGACCAACGCUUCAGGAGCUGGCAAGGGGUUUGCGUUGGUGUUGUUUGACAAUCCGUCUGAUGCCGUGAAUGCAUUCCAAGCUCUCGAUGGGGUAACUUUCCAGGGGCGCAUUCUGCACAUCAUUCCUGCAGAAGCCAAGAAGCAGAGUCUGGACGAGUUUGGAAUGUCGAAAUUACCCCUGAAGAAGCAAAACAUGAUUCGCAAAAAAGCUGAGGCAGCAACGAGCGUCUUCAAUUGGAAUUCGAUGUACAUGAGCCAGGACGCUGUGAACGCCUCCGUGGCCGCACGCCUGGGUGUUUCCAAGUCCGAAGUGCUCGAUCCCACAUCUGCCGAUGCGGCCGUCAAGCAAGCCAUCGCAGAAACGACCGUCAUCCAGGAGACCAAGGCCUACUUUGCUUCGAACGGCGUGGACCUGGACGCCUUCAAAUCGCACAAGCGCGGUGGCACGUCGAUCCUGGUCAAGAACUUCCCAUACGGCACAUCCAUGGAAGAACUCCGGAAGAUGUUUGAGGAGUGCGGGCCGGUGCUCCGAGUGUUGAUGCCGCCGACCGGGACGAUUGCCAUCGUCCAAUUCGCCCAGCUGAAUCACGCAAAGGCCGCAUUUGGCAAGAUGGCGUACCGUCGAGUCAAGGACAGCGUCCUCUUCCUGGAGAAGGCCCCGCCUGCGGAAACCGCUUCGCUCUUUGUCCGCAAUUUAAACUUUGCCACAACGACCAACCGGCUGGCGGAAAUCUUUGAGCCACUUGACGGAUUCGUCUCGGCUCGUGUCAAGACAAAAAUAGACCCAAAGAGGCCUGGUCAGACACUCAGCAUGGGCUUUGGCUUCGUAGAAUUUCGAUCCAAGGACCAGGCCCAGGCGGCGCUCAAGGCCAUGGAUGGCUACGUCUUGGAUGGCCACGCGCUCGGUGUCAAAGCCUCACACAGGGGUCACGACGCUGCCGAGGAGAGGCGGCGCGAGGACGCGGCCAAGAAGGCUGCGGCGCAGAGGACCAAGAUCGUGAUCAAGAACUUGCCUUUCCAAGCCACCAAGAAAGACAUCCGCACUCUGUUUGGCACUUAUGGGCAACUUCGAUCUGUCCGCGUUCCAAAGAAGGCAGACUAUACCGCAAGAGGGUUUGCAUUCGCGGAUUUCGUAACCCCUCGAGAGGCAGAGAAUGCACUAAAUGCAUUGAAAGAUACCCACUUGCUCGGCCGGCGACUGGUAUUAGACUUUGCCGCCGCCGAGGCUGUCGAUGCUGAGGAAGAGAUCGAGAAGAUGCAACGCAAGGUAGGAGGGCAGGCCAAUAAAAUGGCCCUUCAGCAGCUUACUGGAGGAGGGAGGAAAAAGGUUACUAUUGGCAAUGACGAGGAUGACCUUGAGGCUUGAGGUAAAAAG
Trichoderma reesei QM6a is the source of this 2403-nucleotide messenger RNA. RefSeq lists its product as uncharacterized. The coding region runs from base 1 to 2394 and encodes 797 amino acids. NCBI's taxonomy places the organism in Eukaryota, Fungi, Ascomycota, Sordariomycetes, Hypocreales, Hypocreaceae. Gene Ontology annotation, molecular function: RNA binding. The record is from RefSeq and is a predicted model, not a curated record. The transcript is spliced from 5 exons.